GAAAUGUAUAAAAAAGUAACAUGCACAUUGUCGCACUUAAAAUGCAUUUUUAACUGGUUCGACUUAUGAAAUACAUUUUUGCUUGCCAAUACACAGAGUGUAUAAAUACGGGAAGAAUCUGCAAAGAAACUGAACGUUGAUAAGACUCCAGAAUAAAAUAGCUUUCCGCAGAAACUCGGACCGAUCAGUUCGGUGGUGAUCAUCGCGCAGAGCGGACGUAAAUCAGCAAACCCCCUGAAAGCGAUUCAGCAGUGUCAGUUUGUGUCUUGAAGAAGAAAGAAAGAGUGCGCGUUCGGAAGAAGGCAGCAUGAUGAUGCCGCCAGCGAGGAGCAGCAUGUGGAUCUUUCCGUUCCUACUGUGCUGUGGAUUGCUAAUCGAGCUUACCCAGAGUCAAGGAUUGUCCAUAAUCGGUCCAAAGAAAAUUCGGCCGAACAGUAACUACACGAUAGUAUUAAGCAACACUCUCAACCGGAAUGUACGGCUGCAAGCAGUUCUCGAGAAAGUCGGAGAACCCAAAGAAUUACGCUCAAACAAACCCUUGACACUCAGCAGACGAACUGUUAAACAAGUCGAAUUUAAUGUUGGAAGCAUCUCGAAAGGUGACUACGAGGUGAUCAUUAAGAGCAUGGAGAAUAGCUUUAGUUUCGAGCAGCGUGUGGAACUUGAAUAUGAGCCUAAAACGAUGUCCGUUUUUCUUCAAACUGACAAACCGGUGUACAACCCGGGAGAUAUGUUGAAAUUUCGGGUCGUGGUAGUUGACGCCGACACUAGGCCUGUGACGAGUAUUAAAACAGUUGCUAUAUCAUUGGAUGAUUUCGAAGGAAUUUCCAUUAGAAAGUGGCCUUUUGCUAGAUUGUACAAUGGCGUGUUUGAAUCAGCUGUACAGUUAUCCUCCUCACCGCCGUUGGGAAAAUGGAAGUUGACAGUGAAGGCUACGAAUGAUACCAGUGUUACCAAUAUUAUAAACGUGAAGGAAUAUGUGUUGCCAAAAUUCUUCGUGAAAGCCUACCCUUCCAGAGUUCUGCUAGCAGCCGAGCAAAAGGUGUCUAUCACGGUGGAAACGGCUUACACAUUUGGUAAACCGGUUGAUGGAAGUGUCAGUCUAGAACUCUUUUUGGACGAUACUAUACGCAAACCGGACUUUACCAGAGUUGCCAGCAUAACGGGGCAAACCACCCUAGAUUUCGAUCUUGCUAGUGAAGUAGAUGUUGAUGGUGAGGAGUAUUUCAAAUACAUUACCGCGAAAGUUUCAGUUAUGGAAACAUUUACUAAUCGCUCAAUAAAUAUUACGGAGAAAAUUCCUAUCUAUCGAUUGCCAUAUACCGUAACCACUCUGCUGUCAUCACCGGCGUUCCGUCCUGGGGUCCCAUAUCCAGUGUCGUUGGUUGUGAAAGACCACCUUGGUAAACCUCCAAGCAUGGAUAAACCAUCGACGAUUGAGGUGAAAGCAGAGUUUGAGUUACCUGUCGACAGUGAGUUUCAAAAUUUGGAUGUCGAGCUUGAAGAGGGGGUAGCUAACUUCGUUCUAGAAGCACCUUCGAAUGCUCAGCUACUGAAAAUAACCGCUAUAUAUGACUCCGAAGAGUACGAUACACACAUUGACUUUAUACAUAGCUACCAGUCCCAGAGCCAGCAGUACCUUAAAGUCAAUAUCAACCCAAAGUACAAGGUUGCAGUGAAUAAAAUUGUUGAAUUUGAUAUUUCUUGCACGGAAACAAUGAACCACCUCUCGUACAUGGUAGAAUCACGAGGAAACGUUGUUUCGUCAUCGCAUGUGCCAAAUAUUAAUAAAAGGAGCUACAAAUUGAGAAUCAAAAUGCUGCCGGUGAUGUCGCCGGAGGCCACGCUCAUUGUGUUCUACACCAACAAGGAGUAUGUGAUAUUUGAUGACUGCGAACUGAAAUUUGAAGCGUUCAACAACGAUUUUAGAUUUACGCUGGACGAGGAGGAAUACACUCCUGGAAAAGACAUAUACAUCGGAGUAUACGCUGCCAAGGAUUCGUACGUUGCGUUCAGUUCGAUUGACCAGAGUGUGCUGCUGGUUGACAAUAAUCGCUAUGAUUUCAACAGAGACGAUGUGCUGAGGGAACUUGCCCUAUACGGGGCUACAGAUGAUUCCGAGUUUGAUUGGUUCCAUAAAAGGGGUCUAUUUUUGAGAUCUACUGCCACAGUCGACGCACCUGUGGCCCGUGGCAAUAUGAUUCGUUUUGGUGGUAUCGGAUCAAGCAACAAACAAAUCCGGAAUCCGAUCCACAUUCGCACUAUGUUCCAAGAAUCCUGGUUGUGGAUAAACGUUUCCAUGAACGGAAGACACGCUGAAAAAGAACUAAAAGAAUAUGCUCCGGAUUCAAUUACUACCUACCAAGUUUCAGGAUUUGCACUGAGCCCUACCUUAGGCCUCGGAGUAAUCAAGAAACCAAUAGAAUUCAUGGUGAGACAACCGUUCUAUCUGGUCGCAAAUCUGCCAUAUUCGAUCAAGCGCGGUGAGGUGGCUUUGAUUCAGGUAACCGUCUUCAACUUCCUCGGAAAUACUGUAACGACUGAUGUGACGCUGUUCAACAAGAAUGACGAGAUCGAGUUCGUUGAACAGUCUUCAAAAGACCCUGACCGUCGAUCGAAGGCCGUAAUCGUUCCGACCAACAAUGGAAAACCCGUAUCGUUUAUGGUCAGAGCCAAACAGCUAGGACAAAUCGCAAUCAAGUUCGAGGCAACAAGCUUGCUUGCUUCGGAUGCCAUUGAACAUAUGUUACGUGUUACUCCAGAAAGUCGCCUAUAUGAAGUAAACGAUCCCCGGUUUAUCGAAAAUACGAAUUUUGCGAAGAAAUCCUUUGAUUUCCUUUUGAAUAUACCUCGAGAGAUUGAUGAAGGUUCAGCUAGAAUCAAGUUUUCGUUGGAUCCCGACAUUCUGGGGACAGCUAUUGCAAAUUUGGACGAAUUGAUCCGAUUGCCAACCGGAUGCGGUGAGCAGAAUAUGUUGCACUUUGUGCCGAACAUCGUCGUGCUGGACUAUCUAUCUGAAACUAGGACUGCGGCAGAAGCUGUUAAAACCAAAGCGAUCAACUACCUCAGCAGUGGUUAUCAGAAUCAACUCAAAUACAAACGUUCGGAUGGUGCGUUUAGCGUCUGGGGUCAAUCACAUGCAGGUAGUACAUUUUUAACGGCAUUUGUGGCCAAAUCACUCAAGAUAGCCGCUAAGUAUAUCAACGUAGACAAUAGUGUCGUGAAUAGCGCAUUUGCGUGGCUAGCGAGUAAACAGAGUCCCGAUGGACGGUUCCCGGAAGUGGGGACCGUAUUUCAUGCCGAUAUGCAAGGAGGAUUGUGGAAAACAACAACAAGCUACGCUCUCACAUCGUAUGUAUUGAUUGCAUUUGGAGAAAAUCAAGAAGUGUACGCAAGGUAUCGAGCAGUUGCUCAAAAAACAGCGCAGUACUUAAUGGACAACCUUGCCAAUAUGGUCGAUGUGUAUGAUCUGUCACUGGCAACAUACGCUAUGUCCCUAAUCAAGCACCCGAACCGGCAAGAAUUUCUCGAUAAACUUAUAGAGAAUUCAAUUUUCGAUAAGAAUACUACCGAAAGAUAUUGGAACAGGAUACCUGUUAAUGUCGAAGUCGCUGGGUACGCUUUAUUAUCUUACAUUGAAAAUGACAUGUUCCUCGAUGCCACUCCGAUAAUGCGUUGGCUUAACAAGCAGCGAUAUGGUCGUGGUGGCUUCCCUGGGACGCAAGAUACAUUUGUCGGACUCAAAGCGUUAGGAAAAUUUGCGGCGAAAAUGUCAGGCAGUAGGAACGAUUAUCGAGUGACGUUAUACGACAAUAGGAGAAAAAUUCUCAAAAAAUUCGACAUCGAUAAUCGAAUGGCCAUGACCAUCCAAGAGGUGGACAUUGCGAGUGAUAUCCGAAAAUUGCACGUGGAAGUGGAUGGUAUUGGAAACGGUGUUUUCCAAAUAGCGUAUCAAUAUUAUCUAAACAUUCAGGUGGCAAAGCCCAGCUUUGAACUGGCAGUAGAGAUGCUCAACACAACUACGUACAACGUGCAGCAUUUGAACAUCUGUGUGAAAUACAAACCGAAGGAGGCUCAUCAGCUAUCAAAUAUGGCUCUGGUGGAGAUAUUUUUACCCAGUGGGCUCAUAGUCGAAGCGGAUGCUGUAAAGGACACAACCGGAGGAAUCAAGAAAAUCGAACGGCGAUACGCAGAUACUUCGGUUGUUGUCUACUACGAAAAUUUGGGCUCAAACAGCGAGUGCUUCCGUGUAACUGCUGUUCGUCGGUUCAAAAUUGCAUUACAUUUGCCAUCGUACAUCACUGUGUACGAUUACUAUCAUAGAGAUCGUUUUGCGAUUCAGAAGUACGAUGGAAAGGUACUGCAGCUGUGUGACAUUUGCGAAGACGAAGACUGUGAGACAUUGUCAUGCGGAUCGACACCCUAGAAUAUGAUGCGAAAUAAAAUGUUAAGAAAUGAAGUCAUGUAAUUUCUUUCACGUUAAAAGAUUAAAUCCAUGAUGAUCCCUAGCUUGUACAUGAAGAUUUCAUUUUUUCAAUCUCAGUUUGCAUAGCAGAAAAAUAUACAUAAUAUCUUCUGCGUGUGUUCCUUGUGUGAAGUAUUCCUAAAUAUACCAAGGUAGAUUCAAUGUCAUCCGAUGGUUGAACACUCUACGUAGUAACAGUUGGGGUACGCCCUGCUCAGCAUUAAUGAGACCCCCUCUACACUGCCUCACGGGCACUUUACAAAUAAGGAAGACCGAUUUUGAGAUGUUUUAAAUUUGUGUGAACCGUAGUCACUUUUCUACCCCCCCCCCUUACUUAAGUGUCUACGUAGUUUAGGAGCUUCAGUAAAGUGGGAGUGUUUAAGACACAACAACAAACUCCCACUUUAUUCAGUGUUUAAACAACAGGUCUCCUUCCAACGAUACGAUCCACAACUCAAAUAACGCAAUUCGCAAUACGCACUAAGCUUCCUUACAGGAUGGUUUGUUAAGAAGGACCCAUCAAUC
Messenger RNA from Ochlerotatus camptorhynchus, 4990 nucleotides. RefSeq names its product thioester-containing protein 1 allele S3-like. The coding region runs from base 308 to 4426 and encodes 1372 amino acids. Gene Ontology annotation, cellular component: extracellular region. Gene Ontology annotation, molecular function: endopeptidase inhibitor activity. The record is from RefSeq and is a predicted model, not a curated record. NCBI's taxonomy places the organism in Eukaryota, Metazoa, Arthropoda, Insecta, Diptera, Culicidae. The transcript has 14 exons.